ACACAUAUAAAAUAUUUGCAUAAAAGUGAUUUCCUAUAGUAAAACUGAAUUUUAUGUCUUCUUGAAACUAAAAGUCGUCAAAAUGAGUAAAAGUCAUUCGAAAAGUGGAGCCGGCCACAGCGGCAAACCACCCAAAACAAUCUCCAUACCGAGCAUUGAACAAAAGAACAAGCAAAUGCAACAGGAGACGCUGAUGGAGAAGCUACGCGCCAAGUACCGCAAUAAGCCAAAGAGCUACGAGGAAAUCAAGAAAUCGGUGCGCAUGUAUUUCAUAGAGAAGCAUUAUCCGCUGGACCCACUCUGCAAGGCAGCGCUGCAGUCGGCAUUGGAUAAACUGCAGCACUACAUCAAAGUCACGUCCCGGCACGGUCUUGUGGAGCGKUUGGAGAGUCUGUCCCGCCAGCUGGGCCUCAAAUUCAUGGAGGAUCAGCAAACGCUAUUCAUUUCCACAGACAUGUUCUACGUGGAGAUCCUGCUGGACGCCAGUGCGAGCGAUUUGCUGCUCACUCUAGGAAGCAGUGGCACAAUGGGAUCAGGUGAUGGCAUCGACGAGGAGCUGCUCGCCAGCUUGGCCGGCGAAUGA
Messenger RNA from Drosophila arizonae, 583 nucleotides. It is a transcript of the gene MED1, whose product is annotated as Mediator complex subunit 1. Lineage: Eukaryota; Metazoa; Arthropoda; Insecta; Diptera; Drosophilidae. Gene Ontology annotation, biological process: regulation of transcription by RNA polymerase II. Gene Ontology annotation, molecular function: transcription coregulator activity. Gene Ontology annotation, cellular component: mediator complex. The record is from RefSeq and is a predicted model, not a curated record.